AUCAGCUGGGUUUCCUUGUGAAGCUAUGUGACGUCAUUUCCGCGCGACGGAGCCGUCGCUCGUUGUGUUUUUCACGUGUAGCAGCAAAGAAAAGAUGGAGAAAAGAGAGGAGGAGGAGAGGAAGACUACAGAUGCUCAAGAGGAAGAAGAGGAGGAAGAGGGGAAAAUGACAACAGCUCAAGAGGAGGAAGAGGAGGGAGAGGAGGAAGAGGGGAAGAUGACAACAGCUCAAGAGGAAGAGGAGGAAGAGGAGGAAGAUGAGGGAGAGGAGGAAGAGGAGAAGAUGACAACGGAGGAAGAAGAGGAAGAGGGGAAGAUGACUACAGCUCAGGGAGCUGAGGAUGAGGAGGAGGAGGAGGAAGAGGGGGGAGGACCAGCUGUUGAAGAUGCUGCUGUGAUGAAGAAGAAGAUGAAAUUCAAAGAUUCUAAGUUUGUUCCAGGAAUCGUUUACAUAGGUCACAUUCCUCCGAAGCUCCGCCCCAAACACCUGAGGAACAUGUUGUCUGUGCACGGAGAGAUCGGACGAGUGUUCCUGCAACCUGAAGAUCUUCAGGUCAGAAGGAGGAAGAAGAAGUCCGGCUUGAGAAGGUGUGACUUCACUGAGGGAUGGGUGGAGUUCAGGGAUAAACGAAUGGCGAAGCGAGUGGCGGCGUCUCUACACAACACGCAGAUGGGAAACAGGAAACGCCAUCGCUUCUCUGCCGACCUCUGGAGCAUCAAGUACCUGCACCGGUUCCAGUGGACUCACCUGAGCGAGCAGCUGGCCUAUCAGAGGAUAGUUCAGCAGCAGAGACUCAGGACUGAAGUUUCUCAGGCGAAGAAAGAAACAAACUUCUACCUGAACAACGUGGAGAUGAGUUCUAACCUGGACAAAGACAGGAAGAAGAGACGAAGAGACGGAGGACAGGCCGAGGACAAGACGUGGGACUUCACUCAGCGACAGACAGAGGAGGAGAUCCAGAUGAAGAAGAACAAAAAGAAAGACUCCAUUUCCCAGAAGCACCUUGACAAGGCCCGCUCCAUUCAGCAGAAGAGCCAAUCAAAUGUCUCCCUGUUGACCAAGAUUUUCAACUCCAACCAAUCAAAGUGAGAGACGGCUGAUUUCCACAGAGACAGUAAACAAACUGAUGAACUUCACCAGCCAAUCUGAGCUCAGUCUGAGUUGAGGGGUGGCGCCAUUGGAGCAGCCUGCUGACCUGAUUGGUUGAUUCUUAUGCAGAAGCUGCUAACGAGCUCAUUAGAGCCAAUGACCUGUUUUUAUUUUAUCAAUAAAAAAUUAAAUAAA
Messenger RNA from Platichthys flesus (European flounder), 1285 nucleotides. It is a transcript of the gene abt1, whose product is annotated as activator of basal transcription 1. The transcript has 5 exons. Gene Ontology annotation, cellular component: nucleolus. Gene Ontology annotation, biological process: endonucleolytic cleavage in ITS1 to separate SSU-rRNA from 5.8S rRNA and LSU-rRNA from tricistronic rRNA transcript (SSU-rRNA, 5.8S rRNA, LSU-rRNA); endonucleolytic cleavage in 5'-ETS of tricistronic rRNA transcript (SSU-rRNA, 5.8S rRNA, LSU-rRNA); small-subunit processome assembly. NCBI's taxonomy places the organism in Eukaryota, Metazoa, Chordata, Actinopteri, Pleuronectiformes, Pleuronectidae. Gene Ontology annotation, molecular function: RNA binding. Bases 95 to 1090 code for a protein of 331 amino acids. The record is from RefSeq and is a predicted model, not a curated record.